Messenger RNA from Sorghum bicolor (sorghum), 1380 nucleotides. RefSeq names its product methylsterol monooxygenase 2-2. The transcript is spliced from 7 exons. Bases 125 to 931 code for a protein of 268 amino acids. NCBI's taxonomy places the organism in Eukaryota, Viridiplantae, Streptophyta, Magnoliopsida, Poales, Poaceae. Gene Ontology annotation, molecular function: iron ion binding; C-4 methylsterol oxidase activity. Gene Ontology annotation, biological process: 4-alpha-methyl-delta7-sterol oxidation; sterol biosynthetic process. The record is from RefSeq and is a predicted model, not a curated record.
CGUGGGGUGGGGGACCGGUACGUUGCUCAACUAGAGAACUCCGCCUCGUCCUCCGAGAGCAGGCCACAGGCCAGGCUCUGGCUCACCCGCUCCCCUCCUCGCAUCUUCGCCGCCGGCGAUCAUAAUGGCGGCGCCCAUGUCCGCCAUCGAGUCCGCGUGGCAGGUCCUGAUCGCCAACUUCACCGAGUUCCAGCUCGCCACCGUCGUCACCUUCCUGCUCCACGAGACCGUCUUCUUCCUCUCCGGCCUCCCCUCCCUCCUCUUCGAGCGCUUCGGACUCUUCGCCAAGUACAAGAUCCAGAAGAAGAGCAACACCCCUGCUUACCAAAACAGAUGUGUCUUGCGUCUUAUUCUGUACCAUGUCUGUGUGAACCUGCCUGUCAUGAUUUUCUCAUACCCUGCCUUCAGAUUUAUGGGUCUUAGGAGCUCUCUUCCUCUACCACAUUGGACGGUUGUUGUAUCUCAAGUUCUUUUCUACUUUGUCCUUGAGGAUUUUAUAUUCUACUGGGGGCACAGGGCACUGCAUACGAAAUGGCUAUACAAGCAUGUUCACAGCGUCCACCACGAGUAUGCCACACCCUUUGGUUUAACUUCCGAAUAUGCCCACCCAGCUGAAAUUUUGUUCCUGGGAUUCGCCACAGUGGUUGGUCCUGCUCUUACUGGCCCUCAUCUGUUCACCCUGUGGCUGUGGAUGGUGUUGAGGAUAUUGGAGACAGUUGAAGCUCACAGCGGCUAUCACUUCCCAUGGAGCCCAUCAAAUUUCCUGCCACUGUAUGGCGGCUCGGACUUCCAUGACUACCAUCACCGUGUGCUGUACACAAAGUCAGGGAACUAUGCCUCGACAUUUGUUUAUAUGGACUGGUUGUUUGGGACGGACAAGGAUUAUCGCAAGGCAAAGACCAUUGAGGAGAAAGAAGGGAAGAAUCUGUAGAUUGUGGAAGCUGCUCAGUGAAGACAUCAGCAAGACUGGCAAUAGAGUUGAGCUCAUGGAAAAAGAGAUGGACGCACCCUAGAAACACUCAGUCAGUUAUUGCCUGACGAUCCAUACUAUAGGUUGAGAUUUUGAUUUCCUGUGUUUGCUAUGAUCAAGAAUGAGGUCCUGGCGACCUUGGUCUGUCAUGAACUGAAUCUGAUAAUUUGUAAUCUCCUCUUGGGUUUUUGCUUUGCGUUUGUUUCGACUCGGGGGUGUAUACAUAUGGGAAUGGGAUGGCCUGGCAGCAGUACUGAAUUGAACCAUCAGAGACGGCGGGAGUAGCUUUGCACCCUAGAAACUGUCCAUGAAAGUCUGGGAUGGCAAGGAUUGAUUGCUUGUGUACUUUGUUGGUAAGGGAUUUCGGAUUUGUUCUUCUCGUUUAUAUAAUUUUCCUGGAUCUCUGUAUA